UAUUAAUACACAUUUUUAAUCAUCAUCUCCGGAAUUAGAAUUUGCCGAGUAAGUCAUACCGUGUGAACAUUUGACAACCAGAGCUCUCAAGUAAUGGCGGCAGCAGGACACGCAGAGUCCUCCACAUUAGACCAAGAAGACGAAGAAGAACCCCCGGCGAAUCCAGAGACGACCGUGGGGGGCAAACCUACUCCCCCACGGCGCCUUCCUCGGAAAGUAGAUCGAUUUAAAGACUCGACAUUAAAUCUUGGGAGCUUGUCCACUGAGAGUUGGUCUUUGCCGAGUUCGGAAAAUACCAACAGUUUUCAAGAAUUGCGAAAGGAAAAUGCGACCUUGAAAGCUCAAUUAAACGACCUCAACAAGGCCCGCUGUGCUUCGGAAGAAAAAUGCCAAUCUUUGAGCGCUGAGUAUGCGGACGUAAAACAAAAGUUGAUAGAGACAGCCCAGUUUUGUCAGAAUUUGGUGACUCGGCUAGAGGCUAAGGAAUCCGGCGGACGUGGUUUCUGUGAAAAAGGCGAACAGAACAGAGAGGCUGCGCGCCUUCGCCAGGUGAUAACUCAACUAAGAGGCCAACUUGAAGAGGUAACAUCAGCCAACAAGAAGUGGCAGUCGUACAAUGAAGGACGGGAAACGUACAUCAAAGGUUUGCUGAAAACUGUAGAACAACUGAAACAAGAACUUCAGAAAGUCAGUCUUGACCACGUGACAGUAGGACAGCAACAGGAAAUUGACAAAAUGUUACUUGCGUCAAAAGCGAAGAUUACUGCUCUAGAGGAAGAUUUAGAGAAGUUGGAGGACGAAAACCGCCAGCUCAGAAUUCAAACUCACCAAAACGAAGAAGUAAGACGUCAGUUGGAAGAGCGCGUGCGUCAUCUCGAGGCAGAGAUCGCGAAAGGAGGACGAGGAAGAGGAGGAUACGAGGAUGAGUAUGUCCAGCUCCUGCAAGAACAGGUUCGAACGGUGACCGAGGACUUCGAGGCAGAACGGAGAGACAGGGAGAUAGCCCAGUCGAAGAUAUCUGAUCUUGAGAGAGAGCUGCAGUGUCUCCGAAUACAGAUGGCGCAAAACAGAAAAGGUUACUAUGACUCACCAUUUAGGACAUAUUAUCGACCGAACCAUACCUGCGGAGCCGAAUACAGGCAUUUUGGAGGCAGAACUGUCGUCGACGGACUGGGCGACCUCGAGGCCGACGGAGACACCGAGGAAGGGCAUGACGACACAGAUGCAAACGUGACCGGUUCCGACGUUCCCAACGGGUUGUUCGAAGACGGAGCUGAUAUCCAUACUACAGAGCUACUGUGUCCGCGUUGUCUGCGCCAGUACGGCUUAAACCAAGAAGCAGAAUUUCAGGAGCACAUCGGUAUUUGCUGCGACUAAUUUGACGCCCUGAUCGUCGAAAUUUUUAAAUUUAAUACCGAUUUUGGGCGCGCUUUUCUUGAGUAGAUCUCAAGAUAAGGCUUCUGUCUUCACGAAUCAAAUUUGGGUGACCAUGGCUCAAAAAUAAAUUUCCUUCCCUUUUUUCUAGCAAUAAACCCUGGCCCCGAAUUUCCGGAAAAAAAAUCUUUUUUUAGCUCAAAAAGGCCUGUUGAUAUGGUACCAGGAAAAUCCUGAUUUUUGGCCAAUUUGGUCCCGCAGAAAAUAUUCUUUUCCAAAUUUGGUCGUUUUUUAUCAAAAACCAAAAUCAACGUUUUGCAUAGGAGAUUUUGACCCUCGUCCAAUUCUUCGAAAUAAUGAUGUUUACAUGAACUUUAUGGUCGAGUGUAUUGACCGCUGAUAGCACUUGUUGAGCAAGAACGCAUUAAAUUUAUUGCACUUUCCACGUUUGAAAACCACAGAUCCUUUAUUUUGAGUGUUUUUAAAGUUUAAUUUCCAUAAGACCAGUUCCAUUACUAUACCUGUUCAUUUUAACACAAACGUUGACAAAAUUAUUUCACCUAAUGCGAUAUGUAAACGAAUGGAUUAUGUUACAAUUCAUUUUGUAUAAUGCUUGCACGACAAGUAUUAGAUUAAGUUAAUAAUAUUUUGGACGCAGAAUCUAUAUGAAAUUUUGGCGACUACCACUACUUUAUAGAUUGACUGGCGUAUGACUCCCUAUCACGACACUGACCGCGACCUUCUUCAGACAGUUAUUUGAAUACUAAGUAUUUCUACAAUAUAUGACUUCGGACGAAUAAAACGUUGUUUUCUUUCCCGUCCAAAAUAUGACCAACAUCCCAUUAAGUAUAGUUUUGCUGAUAUUUUCCCGAAAAAAGUACGCGACAAGGGCAAUACCAGUUCUCAGUUAAGUUCCAACAUAAUUUUCUACAUCAAGCAUAUUCAGUGAUAGGUUUUGUAAACAGGACUACAUUUUCCAUUUUAUACCAUACAUAUGAUCAAGAAUGCAUUGCCAAUGGUGUGUUCGUUCAAAUGUGUCUUGCAAAUGAUUGUUUCAACCUCGCUUUGAAGUCAAGGUGGUGUAGAGAGCCAAACGGUCACGUGAUAGAAUGAGUAGUAGUCGUCUGCGCUGGCUACAUGCAUUGUGAAAAUCUGCAGCAUUAG
Molecule: messenger RNA, 2538 nt
Organism: Lingula anatina
Lineage: Eukaryota; Metazoa; Brachiopoda; Lingulata; Lingulida; Lingulidae
Biological process (GO): regulation of phosphatidylinositol 3-kinase/protein kinase B signal transduction; mitotic cytokinesis
Source: RefSeq, a predicted model, not a curated record